AUGGGGUACAGCAUGGGUGGCUUCGGGGCACUCCAGCUGGGUUGCCAUGAACCCGAGGCCUACGAUGCGGUGGUCUCGAUCGCUGGCUAUGGCAUGGGUACCUGUGAGUCCACGGAGAGCUCCGGAGCCCCACAGCCCAAGGGACGCCGGGUUUUCGACUGGUACUUGGAGAGAGAAGUCCCUCAACUGGCAAACGUGCCCAUCGUGCUGGCCGUUCAUUGCCCCAUCGACACUGUCUCAAGCUUCCGUGACGUCAGCGCCAUCGUCGAUGUGGUGAGCGAAACCGCCCGCCGCUCGAGCAAGCGCUGCUUCGCACGCACUGUGGAG
Symbiodinium sp. CCMP2456 is the source of this 327-nucleotide messenger RNA. The record is from the annotation of a GenBank genome assembly. NCBI's taxonomy places the organism in Eukaryota, Dinophyceae, Suessiales, Symbiodiniaceae.